This is a messenger RNA of Desarmillaria tabescens, 658 nucleotides long. RefSeq lists its product as uncharacterized. The transcript is spliced from 2 exons. Bases 25 to 372 code for a protein of 115 amino acids. The record is from RefSeq and is a predicted model, not a curated record. NCBI's taxonomy places the organism in Eukaryota, Fungi, Basidiomycota, Agaricomycetes, Agaricales, Physalacriaceae.
GAUCUCGCUAUAGCUCCCGCUGGAAUGUUGGCCGUCAAUGAUUUCGCAAUGGAGCUCUUCAAACGAACAGUAUAUACUGGUUACACUCGCGUCGCUCGCAGUCAUAUGGAUAUUCCAUUGCUUAUUUGUGGAGAAUGGAGGAACGCAGAGACGGACGUGUGGAUACUUGACCGCCAGCAAAACAACAUUGUCCUCCUUCGUAUAUCUGGAUCUGGAGAACCUUUAAACCCAGAAGUGCAGCUCGUCGCAAACGCAAUCACUGCGUUCGAUCAAAACAAUCGUAUCCGAGGGGCAGAGGCUAGUAUCGACUCCAAGGUUGUACCCGGUAACAUCAUGGUCAACACAUCCUCCACGUUUUCAAAAUCUCUAUGACCUUCGCCCUUGUUCACAGCGUGCGUCACGGUCUCUUCCCUCCCGAGCCUAUCAUCGUUUCUGCCCACAUACCGUAGGCCAUAUCGGAAGGGAAUGAAAUCGCUGGACACUAGGAUGGAAAUUCUUCAAUGUUACGAGGCAUUCAAGGCCAUCGUUGGACUGUCAUUUUCUGCGCAGAUUCUAGUCAAGCAACGUGAUGUUUAUUUAAUAAACGGAGAUGAACCGCCACCUGUGGACGAACAGUGGGAAAACCCGUGCAUUUUAGAAAUGGGUGUCUACCAGGUUU